AUGGGUCGGGCCCCGCCGGGUGAACUCGAGCCGCCCGGCCCCCGGCCCGGCUCCGACCCCGCCGCGCCGCAGCCCGCACCCCGCCGCGCCCGCGCCCUGGCGCUGCUCGGGGCCCUGCUCGCCGCCGCCGCCGCCGCCGCCGCCGCCCGAGCCUACGCCCGCCACAACGAGGCCCAGGCGGCCGCGCGGCAGGAGUCCGCGCUGAAGGCCCUGGGGGCAGAAGGCCUCUUUCUCUUUUCCUCCUUGGACACAGACCGAGAUAUGUACAUCAGCCCUGAGGAGUUCAAGCCCAUUGCUGAGAAGCUGACAGGGUCAACGCCUGCGGCCAGCUAUGAAGAGGAGGAGCUGCCCCUUGACCCCAGCGAGGAGACGCUCACCAUAGAAGCCCGAUUCCAGCCUCUGAUCCCAGAGUCCAUGACCAAGAGCAAAGACGGGUUCCUGGGGGUCUCCCGCCUGGCCCUGUCCGGCCUCCGCAACUGGACGACUGCAGCCUUGCCAAGCGCGGUGUUCGCCGCCCGCCACUUCCGGCCCUUCCUGCCCCCCCGGGGCCAGGUGGAGCUCGGGGAGCCCUGGUGGAUCGUCCCCAGCGAGCUGAGCGUCUUCACCGGCUACUUGUCCAACAACCGCUUCUACCCACCGCCGCCCAAGGGCAAAGAGGUCAUCAUCCACCGGCUCCUGAGCAUGUUCCACCCGCGGCCCUUCGUGAAGACGCGCUUUGCCCCUCAGGGGGCCGUAGCCUGCCUGACGGCCAUCAGUGACUUCUACUACACUGUGAUGUUCCGGAUCCAUGCCGAGUUCCAGCUCAGCGAGCCGCCUGACUUCCCCUUCUGGUUUUCACCUGGCCAGUUCACUGGCCACAUCAUUCUCUCCAAAGAUGCCACUCACAUCCGAGACUUCCGGCUCUUCGUGCCCAACCACAGGUCUCUGAACGUGGACAUGGAGUGGCUGUAUGGGGCCAGUGAGAGCAGCAACAUGGAGGUGGACAUUGGCUACAUCCCCCAAAUGGAGCUGGAGGCCCUGGGCCCGUCAGUGCCCUCCAUGAUCCUGGAUGAGGACGGCAACAUGAUUGACAGCCGGCCGCCCUCAGGGGAGCCCCUCCAGUUUGUGUUUGAAGAGAUCAAGUGGCAGCAGGAGCUGAGCUGGGAGGAGGCCGCCCGGCGCCUGGAGGUGGCCAUGUACCCCUUCAAGAAGGUCACCUAUCUGCCAUUCACCGAGGCCUUCGACCAAGCCAAGGCCAAGAACAAGCUGGUGCACUCCAUUCUGCUGUGGGGGGCCCUGGAUGACCAGUCCUGCUGAGGUUCAGGGCGGACUCUCCGGGAGACUGUCCUGGAAAGUUCGCCCAUCAUCGCCCUCCUCAACGAGAGCUUCAUUAGCACUUGGUCCCUGGUGAGGGAGCUGGAAGACCUGCAGGACAGCCAGGAGAACCCAUCCCACAAGAAGCUAGCUGACCUGCACCUGGAGAAGUACAGCUUCCCCGUGGAAAUGAUGAUCUGUCUGCCCAACGGCACCGUGGUCCACCACAUUAAUGCCAACUACUUCUUGGACAUCACCUCCAUGAAGCCCGAGGAUGUUGAGAACAACGUCUUCAGCUUCUCGUCCACCUUUGAAGACCCGUCCACAGCCACCUAUAUGCAGUUCCUGAAGGAGGGCCUUCGGCGUGGCCUGCCCCUCCUCCAGCCCUAGUGCGCCCUCAGGCCGUGGGAGACCAGGCAGGAGUGGGGGGAGCUCACAGAAAGGCUUCCAGUCCUGAAGCCAGGCCCCUCAGGCCUGGAGCCCAUGGUCCUUGCACUCCCACCCCUGCUACUCCCAGGCUGCCCAUGGGACCUGAGGUCAAUGAGGGGGAGACAGGGGAGCACCUGGGCUGACUGGACAGAUGAGCCUCUGGCUCCAGCUGCCACCAUUAGCCCUUUACUACCCACAUGGUUCCAGAAGCUGCUCAGGAUACCGGAAACGGGGCCUCGGAUCAUCUCCCUGGACCUCACCCCCUUGGGCACAUAGUCCAGGUCCUUGUGGGGUGAAGAUCAGGGAGGAGUGGUGCUAGGAAGACUGGGCCACCUCUCUCUCCUUACAGUCCCCACCUCUCAAAAGAAACAUCAGGGGACCCUGGACUGGGGGCUAAGGAAAGGUUGCCCGGGAAGCACUCUUGUUUGGAGCCUCCUUCCUGGCUGUCUUCCUCUGCCUGGUGUCCCCCGGUGGGGUGAGUUUCAGUUGGAGACAGCCUUCUGGAGGUUCAGGGCAAAGCCAUCCUUCAGAAGGAGAAUCCGCUGUACCCAGGACCUCAGCUCCCCACACCACUCUCCAACCUAAUGAGAGGACCCCAGCCCCUACUUUGGGACUUGCUGGAGGCCAGCUGUCUGGAGAGGGUCACUGUGAAGUAGGCUUCUGCUCUUAGCAAGGGAGGCCACUGAGGGGUUCCUGAUGCCCAGGGCCAAGGCACCCCUAAGUGCCUACCCCAGCAAGGGUCGCAGUGGGACGACUGGAGCCCGCCUCCUGCCCCUCAGACCCUGGCUCCACAGAAGUGUAGCUCAGCCAAAGAACACAGCCCACCCCACCCCCCACCCCAGCUGGUGCUGCCCCAGCUGUCGGGGCAGGCCAGACCAGCCCAGGCCAGCUUGCCUACCACCAAGUGGCCACUGACCCUCCUUGGCCUCUCUUAGGGACUUGGUCUACAUCCCAGCCAACUGACCACAGCCGGUCUUUUUUAUAUGUGCAGAAAAGUGUUUUUGUGUGAAGUUUCUCACAGUUUGUAGGUAUUUUUGAUAACCCCAAUGCUGAGGAGAAAGAAGGGGCCGUGUCUUCCCGCAGCAGCAGCUCCAUGAUGGCUGGAUCUGAAAUCCUAGAUGGGUCCAGCUUGAUGUCUUCGCAGCCGCACCUCCAGGAAGAAACAGUCCUCUCUUCCUUUUCUUCCAGCUUUUUAAAAAAGGCCAAUGUACCCCCAACUCUAUCCUUGUCCCCCAUUCAGGCCCAUGAGUGCUCCUUGGGCUUUCAUUAAAGCCUUGGAGCCAUGCCUGCUCCCCAGCACCUGCCCCCACAGAAGCUCACUCUUAAACCUGGAAGAGGAAGGCAGACAUCUCCUCAGACACACUCCCAGGCCUGCCCUCCGCUGAGUUCUCCCAUCUGCCCCUGAAGUGUCCAUUCUGAGCCUUCUCCAGCGGGGCACUCUGUUAACAUGACUCAUAUUUUCUCAUUUAAUCCUCCCCCAAAAAACUGUGAGGCAGAUAUGAAUUGUUCCCCUGUUGCAGAUGAAGAAACUGAGUCUCAGGGAAGUUAAGGGACGUGCCCAAGGUCACCGAGAGGAAGAGAUGAGACUCAGCCUGUCUCGAUUUUGGAGGGUUUUGCUUUGCACAGCAGCCAACCUCUCCCCCCUGCCCAUCUUCACUGAGGUGAAAAAGAAAGCCUUUCAGACCAAAAUGUCUCACUCCCCUCUGAUCUCCAGACCCGAGGAGGCAUGAGCCAGCAAGCUCAACCAAGUUGUGUCCUUCCGGGAGGCAGUGCUCCCAUGCCUCGUACAGGGAGGGGGGCACCAGAGUCUGUCUCCCAGCUUCCAGGCCUGGGUGGCAUAACCAGCCCCAUGA
Messenger RNA from Lontra canadensis (Northern American river otter), 3575 nucleotides. RefSeq names its product selenoprotein N (gene SELENON). NCBI's taxonomy places the organism in Eukaryota, Metazoa, Chordata, Mammalia, Carnivora, Mustelidae. Gene Ontology annotation, biological process: skeletal muscle fiber development; calcium ion homeostasis. The record is from RefSeq and is a predicted model, not a curated record. Gene Ontology annotation, cellular component: endoplasmic reticulum membrane. Gene Ontology annotation, molecular function: calcium ion binding. The transcript is spliced from 12 exons.